UCCGCGCAAAAAUAACGCAUACACCUUCGACUCUCCCUCUUUCCCGGAGACUACCUCCUCCAUAAAACCAACUUUUCUAGUUUGGUUUUCUCCACUUCCAUUUUCGCGUCUCCGCCCUUUUUUUCCCAACAACACUGCAAAGCUCCGAUAAAGUAUGGCGUUCCCAGAAAACUCUCACGUCACCAAGCCCCUGAUCCCCGGCUUCCUCUAUUCUUCUCCAUCGUCCUUCCCGGCGUUUUCCAGUCUCAUCAGCUUGGACCAAUCUCCGACUUCCGUUCCGCCGCCGGCGGUGGAGGAGCGGAAAGGUUUCGUGAUCCCGGCGCCCAAGGAGCCCUCUAAGAAGAUCGAGAUGUUCUCGCCGGCGUUUUAUGCCGCCUGCACCUUCGGCGGAACCCUCUGCUGCGGCCUCACGCACACGGCCGUCACCCCUCUUGAUGUUGUCAAGUGUAACAUGCAGAUUUACCCUACAAAGUACAAGAGCGUUUCCUCUGGUUUUGGAGUGGUGCUUAAGGAGCAGGGAGUCAGGGGUUUGUUCAAGGGUUGGGGACCUACCCUGCUUGGUUACAGUGCCCAAGGAGCUUGCAAGUAUGGGUUCUAUGAAUUCUUCAAGAAGUACUAUUCAGACCUUGCUGGAGCCGAGAAUGCUGCAAAGUACAAGACUCUGAUCUACCUCGCCGGUUCUGCAUCUGCCGAGGUUAUUGCUGAUGUUGCUCUCUGUCCCUUUGAGGCGGUUAAGGUUCGAGUCCAAACUCAACCUGGUUUCGCCAGAGGCUUGUCGGACGGGCUUCCAAAAUUCGUCAGGGCUGAGGGUGUUGCUGGGCUUUACAAGGGGAUUGGUCCUCUAUGGGGACGACAAAUUCCAUAUACAAUGAUGAAGUUUGCAUCAUUUGAGAACAUCGUCGAACUCCUGUACAAACAUGUGGUCCCUACUCCAAAAGAACAAUGCAGCAGUACAAUGCAACUGGGAGUGAGCUUUGCGGGUGGUUAUUUGGCUGGCAUUCUCUGUGCUAUUGUGUCACACCCCGCUGACAACCUCGUCUCUUUCCUCAACAAUGCCAAGGGUGCAUCUGUGGGCGAUGCCGUUCAGAAGAUGGGAUUAUGGGGUCUCUGCACUCGCGGUCUUCCUCUGCGUAUACUCAUGAUUGGUACCUUAACAGGAGCUCAAUGGGGCAUCUAUGAUUCCUUCAAAGUUUAUGUUGGACUGCCAACAACUGGCGGUGCCGCUCCUGCUCCGGCUGCUAAAUGAUGUUCAGGAAGUACCCAAACGGAUGAUUUUGGUUUAUCAUAGGAUGUUGCCUUGUUGGUUGAUCAAUUCGUUGCACCGGGGCAACUAAUUAAUGCUGGUGUCAACUGUAUCGUAUCUCAAGUCUUGUAGUUCAUAUUCGGGUUUUGUUAGGAAUUUUUCUGAAUUUAUUUUUUUACCCAAAAGGAUGGUUUUGGUUCAUCAUAUUUUUCAUUUGGUAGCAUAGGUUAGAUGUCUGAUUACUUAUGGAUGAGUGAGAAUAAUGCUGUAAAUGGGAAGUGUUUGCUAUUUUUGUAUCAAAUAUAAAAUACAUAGUACUCA
Messenger RNA from Ipomoea nil (Japanese morning glory), 1564 nucleotides. RefSeq names its product mitochondrial phosphate carrier protein 3, mitochondrial-like. Gene Ontology annotation, molecular function: phosphate transmembrane transporter activity. Gene Ontology annotation, biological process: mitochondrial phosphate ion transmembrane transport. The record is from RefSeq and is a predicted model, not a curated record. NCBI's taxonomy places the organism in Eukaryota, Viridiplantae, Streptophyta, Magnoliopsida, Solanales, Convolvulaceae. Gene Ontology annotation, cellular component: mitochondrial inner membrane. The transcript is spliced from 6 exons. Bases 155 to 1246 code for a protein of 363 amino acids.